CGUGUCGCGCGUGACCGACUUGGCAACACUGUCGCUGUCGCAGGCACGCGGUCGGCAGCGCGGCGCGGCGGUGAGUCGGGGAACCACGCUGCCCGCUGGCUGGGCGUCGUGUCAGCGGGCUGGCUUGCCCCAGGGUGUCCACAGGACAGGGAGCUGCGACAAGAUGGCGGGCCGGUGGUGUGGCGCCGCGCCGCUGCUGGCGCUGCUGUCGCUGCAGACGUGCUGCUGCCUGGCGGCCGGGCUGGAGGGCCCCAACAUCUGCACGCGCCAGGAGAAGUACACCAUCACGGUGCGGGUCUCGGAGCAGAAGCCGUAUCAGGUGAAGGCCUACACUUGGUGCUUCAACUUCCCUCCAAGGUGCUCCAAGUACAAGAUCAACUUCAAGACUGUUUACAGGACGCAGACGCUGGUGAAGACCAAGCCGGUGGAGGACUGCUGCAAGGGCUACACCAAGAGCAACUCCGCAGAGCGCUGCAUCGCAGUCUGCUCCGAGGACUGCGUGCACGGCACGUGCAUCGCCCCUGACACCUGCCAGUGCGAGACUGGCUACGGCGGGCCCACCUGCAACAUCACCUGCCCGGCGGGACGCUGGGGCCGCGCCUGCCAGAACGACUGCGAGUGCAGGAACGAGGCGUCCUGCGACCCGUUCAGCGGGCAGUGCCGCUGCACGCGCGGCUGGCAGGGCAGCAAGUGCGACGAGGAGUGCCCGCCCACGCACUACGGCCAGGGCUGCGGCGAGGAGUGUCGCUGCCUUCACGGCGGCUCCUGCCACCACAUCUCCGGGGAGUGCCGCUGCGCCCCGGGCUGGACCGGCCCCCUGUGCGAGGACAGGUGUCCGGAAGGCAAGCACGGAGACGAGUGCUCGUCAGAGUGUCGGUGCCAGAACGGGGGGACCUGCAACCCGUCUAACGGCCAGUGCUACUGCACCCCCGGUUGGACGGGCGACGUGUGCGGGAACCGCUGCCCUGCGGGCUCGUGGGGCAUGAACUGCAGCCUGAUGUGCGACUGCUACAACGGGGCCACUUGCCACCACAUCUCGGGCCAGUGCGAGUGCCAGCCGGGCUUCCAGGGCCACCGGUGCCUGCACAGCUGCGCAGAGGGCAAGUUUGGAGUCAACUGCACGGCCAACUGCACGUGCAAGAACGACGCGACAUGCUCGCCCAUCGACGGCACCUGCGCGUGCACGGACGGCUGGACGGGGCCGGACUGCUCCGAGCGCAAGUGCGCGGACGGCCACUACGGGGAGGCCUGCGACCAGGUGUGCGAGUGCGCCAUGGAGAACACAGAGAUGUGCCACCCGUGGACCGGCAAGUGCGAGUGCAAGGCGGGCUGGGACGGCCAGACCUGCGCGCGCACCUGCUCCUUCUACCAGUGGGGCCAGGGCUGCCACAACAUGUGCGACUGCAAGAACGACGCCCAGUGCUCCCCCGUCAACGGCACCUGCAUCUGCGCCGCCGGUUUCCGCGGCACGGACUGCAGCGAGCUGUGUCCGCCGGGCACGUUCGGCGAGGACUGCGCUCACAAGUGCCUCUGCAGGAACGGAGCCACGUGCUCCGCGGAGAACGGUCGCUGCAACUGCACGCCAGGCUGGGAGGGUCAGCAGUGUGACCGGCCGUGCAACGAGAGGUACUACGGCAAGGACUGCAGCCAGCAGUGCAAGUGUCUCAACAAUGCCGCCUGCAACCCGCAGAACGGCACCUGCACCUGUCCUGCCGGCUACAUGGGCGAGCUGUGCGAGCGUCGCUGCGAGAGCAACUGGUUCGGCCUCGAGUGCAACCAGAUCUGCUCGUGCGACGACGACAACAGCAUCGGCUGCGACUCUGUGACCGGCGCCUGCAUCUGCAAGCCCGAGUGGAGAGGCAUAAGGUGCGAGACGCGCUGCCCCGCCGGCCGCUACGGCGAGGACUGCCGCAACUCGUGCGUGUGCCACAACAACAGCUCGUGCGACCCCCAGACGGGGUCGUGCGUGUGCUCGCGCGGCUGGGAGGGCCCCGACUGCAGUCAGCCGUGCCGCGAGGGCUUCUACGGCCUGCGCUGCAAGGAGAAGUGCCCCAUCCUCUUCGGCAAUCGCACGUGCGACCACGUGACGGGCGACUUCAUCUGCCGGCCGGGGUACAUCGGCUUCACGUGCGAGCACCCGUGUCCCCUGGGCACGUACGGCUCCAACUGCCGGGAGAAGUGCUACUGCAGGAACGGUGCCGACUGCCACCACGUGACCGGCCAGUGCCUGUGCCUGCCCGGCUGGACGGGCUCCGUGUGCGCCACGCCCUGUCCUGUCGGCACCUACGGCAUGAACUGCAGCCAGCACUGCAAGUGCCUCAACAACGGCACGUGCCGCCGCAACGACGGCCUCUGCCGCUGUCCCCCGGGCUGGAUCGGCCAGCAGUGCACGGAGAUUUGUCCCGAGGGCUACUACGGGGACCACUGUAUGACACCGUGCGAAUGUCCUAACGAAAACUUUGUGUGCCACCCGGCGGAGGGCUGCAUCUGUCGGCACGGCUUCACAGGGGAGAAGUGCGACGUGCAGCUGUUUGCGAGCAACGUGCAGGAGAAGGAGGAGCACCACUACGGCAGCGUGGCGGCGGGCGUGGUGGUAGCCCUGGUGCUGGUGUGCAUCAUCGUCGCGCUGCUGCUGUACUACCGGCGCCGCGUGGCCAGCCUCAAGUCUGUGAUUGCGAGCGUGGAGUACCAUGCCGACCCCCAGUCCCAGCCAGACCGCCACCACUUCGACAACCCGGUGUACUCGUACCAGGCGCCCCGCGUCGACGACGGGGACAGCCUUCUGCUCAACAACGUGCACAAGAUCCGCAACGACCUGGGCGCCAAGAACAACAACGUGGACUGGGGCAAGCUUGGAGCCUGUGGUGGAGAGGACGAUGACAACCUCAGCUCUAAAGGCGUGAACGACCUGGACUACGAGCACCCGGCAUCCUUGAAGAACCGCAACGCGGACGCGGGCAACCCUAACCUCAACGUGUACCACAGCAUCGAUGACCUGGAUGACAAGAAGGUGGAGCAUCUCUACGACGAGAUCAAGCAGAAGGAGGGCCAAGGCAAGCACCUGGGUUGCAAAUCCUCUCUUGUGUCGCUUGUUGCAGAGAUCCCUCCGUCGCCUGUACCACCACCGCGGCACACGCUGUGUUCAUUGCAGAAACCUUUAUCUUUGUGCAACGGGGAUGAGUUCACAGGAAUCAAUAAAUCAUAUGCAACAACAUUGAAUCAAACUUGAGUUGUUCGUGCAACUGCUUUCCUCGAUUCUUUAUAACGAAGCUGGUUUUAUAAUGAUCUAAUCUUUCUUUACAUUGGCAUAUGCAACAUGUUUAAACUGCUGGAAGACGUCAGUUACUCCCCACCCCCCAUCCCCCUUUUUUUCACUUGGUCACUCGAGUGCCUCCACACCAACUGCCCGUCUCUAUUAGCGAGUGAAGUUGCAGUGAACAUUUAGUAGCAGAGUCUCGUCUGCUGGAAAAUUAAAUUUUGCUUCUUUUCUCCCCUACAAAUGUACUGCCAAUCCCCACAGCACUUGCUCACAAUUGGAUUCUUUUCCUCCUGUGCUCGCCGUUCGUCGGCCCGCCUUGUUGCCUCUCGGAACUCGUCGCCACGACUCAUGUCGUCCUCUGCCUGUCUUGACUGCGUGCACUCCAGACUCCUGCGAGAGCCUGUCAGACACUGAUUCGACUGAAGUGAAAGUCUAUUGCUCACUGCUUACUUCUCAUUUAUGGCUCACUGUUAUGGCAGGUUAUUUGCUCUCGACCAUCCGUUUCCAGUGAGUUCCCUCGUUUACAAAACAUCUUGCUGCAGCAUUGUGGGGCCGGCACGACUAGGAAAAGACUGCGGGAUUGUCGCAGGCAGUUCCGCAUUCAGUUUUGAUUCCUGUAACUCAGUUGGCACUGCAGGGACAGCUGUUAGGAUGUGUCGAGGGGGGUCAGAGUAGAUUAUUGUGUACUUCCGGUACAAUAAACAGCGUUACUGUGAUAAUUCUCAGCUUGUCUUUUAUCGACUCUCAACCUUGUGCGUGCUCUGAUAGGGAACCCUGCCUCAUUAAGACCUACGAAUGAAAGGCAAAGUGAUCUCGGCAUCCUCGCUACUCUGGCUGCCUUGUGGUGAGGUAGCCACAGGGACCCCAACAAGCAUCUCAACCCUGCUGCUCCCUUUCUCAUGAGGGGCAAGCAUCUGGGAAUGCAUCUUAAGGCUUUUCAAAAGAGAUGUGUUUUGAAGUGAAAUGAAUUUGUUGUGGAUUAAUGUAUUUGUUAAAUUAAUGUUGGCAAAAUAAUGAGGUAUUUUGGUAUUACAGUAUUUACUGUCAUAAAUGCAACUCCCCAACUUUUCAAUUAUGAGUUUAUGAAAAAUAAUUCAUGAGGUGAAAAUCACAAUUCACACAGAAAUUAAAAAUUAUUUAAAUUAGUAAAUUUACACAAUAUUUAAUAGCAGAUUUAUGGUGCUUUUUCUGUCCACAGAGUGAUUUAUUGGCCUUUUUUGAAACAGCACGCGCAAAUUAAAAGUAAAAAAAGGGCAGAAAUUAUGUAUAAGGAAAAGAGUUUGAAGGGUGUAGUUCAUAAGCUGUUGAUCAGAGAGCAAAGAAUGCUCUUAUAUAUGGUUGGCGUCAGGAAGGAUGAGAGGAAGGGAGGGUGCCUUGGCUAGCAGUCGCUUUCCAGUGUGUAUCAUGUCUCAUGUCACACCUUCCUGCCGGCAAGGUUUAGAAAGCUGUAAACAAGAGCAGACUAAAGUCACACAAGUGACACAGUUCACAGGCAGAUCAUGUAGUUUUUGAACUGACUGGCGGUUCAGUAUGCAGUAAUUACCAGCGGUCUGAAGUGCUUAUGUGAUGCACUUACGAGGCAGAGCGUGUGGUUUUUCAACUAAGCUGUUCCCGCUGUAAAUUAACAUCUUCCAGUCGCAAGAUACAAGUUUUCGAUUAUGAUGCGACGCUUACUUUUAGGUUUAGCAGUUUUGGUAAAAACCAUCACAUUAUAUUCAGUUAAAAAUAAGGUACAUAAUUCAGUUUUAAAAUAUGUGUGUGAAUUCAAAUCAAUGGUUUUAGCAUUUUAUUUAAACAACUAGGUGUACAUAUAAUUUAUUUAUUUAAUUUGUGCACGUAAAAAAAAUUGGGACCAGAAUGAAAGCAUGUAUGUAGCCUUUUCACAGUUACAUUAAACUUAAGUAAGAUAACACAGUAAUGUACACACACAUAAUAAGUUGUAAUGAUUACUAAAUUUAGACCUUUCAGGGAAGUUCUGCAAUGAUACAAGCAUUAUUGAUAUGAAAUGUUUGCGUGGACGGAGU
Molecule: messenger RNA, 5283 nt
Organism: Bacillus rossius redtenbacheri
Lineage: Eukaryota; Metazoa; Arthropoda; Insecta; Phasmatodea; Bacillidae
Gene: drpr
Product: protein draper
Exons: 20
Coding region: 164-3229 (1021 amino acids)
Molecular function (GO): protein binding; scavenger receptor activity
Source: RefSeq, a predicted model, not a curated record